ACCUGUUUGCUGCGUAGUUAAUAGUCCGCCAUGUUGCUUGCUAUGUUCAGCCUAAAAUUGGUGCCGUCUGAGUACUGUCCACUUUUAACAUUGUUUAAGUAAAUUAAUGUAAAACUCUUACUGUAGAAUCAUCCAGUACCCAAAAUGUUGAGGGUCUGCGAAAAACUUCGCGUAGUGGACGUCAAGAGUAAGAGAUUCGGACUAGCGCGUACGGAGACAGACUACCUCCGUGCCCUGCAGGACGCCAUGGCGAACAUGGACAGGUGUGUGGAAGUGGAGGUGCUCAAAAGUCUAGGCGACGUGAACUUGGAAAAGGGGCAAAUGGACAAGAACUUAGAAAUGUUUGACAGAGCCAUGGUGUUGUACAGAACCGCACUGAUCCGGUGUAACGACGCAGAUGUGGGAGAAAGUCUUGAACAUCGCUACCACUUUGCAGAAAAACUAAGGUUAGGGAAGCGAUUAACAGUUUUAAGUAGUUAUGAGCCCCUUGAUAGCCUCAGGAAACUUUGUUCGCUGCCUAAUGUAGCAGAGAGGUUCCUAGAUAUAGACAGAAGAUUGACUGUUAGCGGCAAAAGCCUCUUUUUGCAUAUUGAAUAUACCAGAUUGAUGGUAGAAGGGAUCGUAAGCGACGACAAUGUGUUAGAGGCGGAAGCGAUCAAGAGUCUCGGCGACGUGUACCUGAAAAGAGGAACAGAAACUAGAGACACGACAUGUUUGACCAAGGCCACUGCUCUGUACAACACUGCACUGGCACGGUGUGAGCGGUUCCAGGGUACAGUGGCACUCAUUCACCGCUUACUGUACACCGGAAGAAUCAGACAAAAGAGAACGACAGGAAAGAAGAAUCCAAAGCGCAGAUUACAACAACAGCAGGGUCACGUUUCACGGGACUUCCCGAUUACGUCACCCAACACUGACGUCAGCGAUGUCAAGGGCCAUCAGUCUAUAUCUUACGAGGAGUACCUGACCACAGGGGACCGCGCACUGACUGAUGGGAAGCUGGACGUGGCAGAACAGAACUUUGCGUCUGCUCUAAGAGAGAUUCACAAGCCGAGCAAACCCGAUCGAGGUAAGGAGGCUGAAUGCCUGUCCAGACUUGGUGACGUUUACGUCCAGCGAAGUAAAACAGCAAAAGAAGGUAGGAAAUUCACACAGGCAGCAGCUCUGUACAACGCAGCCAUGGCAAGAACAGACAAGAACAAACAUAGUGUGACAAAAAAACUACAGGAGAUAGAAAAAUUGUUUCUCUAUUACACAGGAAAUGUAGAAACAAAACACGUUCCUCCUGAUUUGGCUAUAGGUCAUAAGAAGCGAUUACAAGAGAUGCGCACGCGCGCUAAGUCACAACUAGAAGCCAUCGAUCAGCAACACAACCCGUACCAAUACGACGAGGAUGACCCGGUCAUGAUAACAGUCGAGGCUGAGAGAGCUGAAGCAGUCAAGUCUCUAUUCAAGAACAUUGCCAGAGAUAGACAGAGUUUUAUCCAAGGCCUUGUUGAUGAGUGCAUUGGCACACUCGGUCCUCCUCCUUGUAAGUACGCUUUCAUCGGGUUGGGCUCACAGGCAACAGAACUGGUCACACCUUACUCUGACCUGGAGUUCGCCAUUCUGAUUGAGGAAGGGAAGGACAAUGACGACACACGGCGGUACUUCCUAAAUCUCACACACUACCUACACCUGAAAGUCAUCAACCUCGGAGAGACCAUUCUCCCAGCCAUGGCCAUCCCGUCACUCAACGAUUUUCUAUCCGAGGAUCCGGAGAAAGACUGGUUCUUUGACUCUGUAACGCCGCGUGGGUUUGCUUUUGACGGCUUCAUGCCAUGGGCCAGCAAGACCCCGUUUGGAAGAGACGAGACGAAAAGGAAGCGGCCCGUAAGCCUUAUCCAAACCCCUGCCGAAAUGGCAAAGUUUCAGGAACUAGACGUUUCCGUGGCAGAAGGGUACCACUUGUCAGACAUCCUCAGGCGGGUUGUUUUCUUAACAGGAGAAGAGGCCCUCGUGACGACUUAUAUGGGAAAACUUAACAAAGUCGUCACAGAUGAUGUACUCUCACAUUUCAUGUCCAGAAUGUCUGUGAUACAAAUCUUACUGGAUAACAUUGAGCAGUUUUCUUCCUAUGAGCCUACUGGUCAACUGCUAAAUGUCAAGAAAGACAUUUAUCGUUUUCCUGGCAUUGUCAUCGAAGUACUAGCUCUGUGCUGUCAGAUUACUCUUGCCAGCGCGUGGAACAUCAUAGAUAAACUAAAGGAAAUGGAAAAAAUCCACGAAGAGAAUGCAACCCACCUGACGGUUCUGACCAGUAUCUCAGCUGAGCUGCGGUUAAGAACAUACCUAAACAACGGGGGACAAGAAGACAAGGUCGAAUAUCCAGAACACUAUGCCUGUAUGAUAGAGCAAAACACCAUCUAG
Molecule: messenger RNA, 2409 nt
Organism: Branchiostoma floridae (Florida lancelet)
Lineage: Eukaryota; Metazoa; Chordata; Leptocardii; Amphioxiformes; Branchiostomatidae
Exons: 5
Coding region: 145-2409 (754 amino acids)
Molecular function (GO): [protein-PII] uridylyltransferase activity; protein binding
Source: RefSeq, a predicted model, not a curated record